Pocillopora meandrina is the source of this 7623-nucleotide messenger RNA. The record is from the annotation of a GenBank genome assembly. NCBI's taxonomy places the organism in Eukaryota, Metazoa, Cnidaria, Anthozoa, Scleractinia, Pocilloporidae.
AUGGACCAGUGCGAUACCAUCACUAUUGACCCACACAAAUCUGGCUUCUGUCCUUACCCCGCUGGAGCAUUAUGCUACAGAGACAAGUUGAUGAACACCUUUCUUCAGAUCACCACCACUGUUGUGUAUUAUCAUGGAGACAUGACACUUGGAGACAUCGGCAUCGAAGGAUCCAAACCAGGAGCUGCUGCCGCUGGUGUCAUGUUGGCAAACAGGGUGAGAGUUCACUCGUCGUUUAUCACGUCGGAGGGGGGGAAGGGGAAGAUGAUUUUUUUUUUUAUGGGGAAGGAUCAUAUGGCUUCCAGGGAGAAGGGUGAGGGGAUCAGGAUCAACACAGAGUAUAAAAGGGAGGAACUAUAGAAAAUUCACGGCAUGAGAUGGGGGGUGAUUAGAAGGAUGUUACAGGGGAUAAGGUAAAUUUUAUUGUUACAUAAACACGAAACAAAACCUCUUCUCCCCCCACUAGCCCAAAGUAAGGAAUAAUGAUAACCAGUCCUUAGAUACAAACCUGCCCUUCCUCUAGCUUUCCAAAUAAAAAAUUCCUCAAUUCUUAAAAAAAAAAAAAAAAAAAGACGGACACUGUCGGGGAUAUUCCGGCAUGGAUCUGAACUACAAUUGAGGUUUUUCACUGCAAUAAGUAUAUGUACUAUAUUAAUUUGACCAGUAGUUCUAUACCAAAUGUGAUGAAUAGAUCCUCUCUAACAAAUUGCGGUUUAAGCGACUGCAUUCUAGAAAAAAAAUUUAGACUUCGAACUAAUUCUAUAGAGUCGGAUUAGGAAACCGUGCCUUCCUGAUUGUGAGUUGGCACCUCAACCAACUAAGCUACGAAGUCACUUGUUGGGAGAAAGACAAGUUUUGCUUUCAGAUUAUUUGUCUUAGUUCCACGCUGGUCAUAAAUGAUCCCAAAAUAAUCCUCAUUUAAUUGAGUGACAAGAAUAUUUUUCAUUCAAUCCUUAAAAUCAUAUACUGUUCCAAGAUUUUUAAGCAAUUUGAAGACGCAGAAGUUGUGUUGUUGGUAUGUAAUUGUUUGCUUCGUAUGUGAUCAUAUGUAGGUCAUCGGUCUCGAAAAGAAUGGCUACGGUCGUAUCCUAGCUGAAUGUAUGUUUACUGCCAAGAUCAUGUACUGCCUGUGGGUAACACUAGCUCAGGACGAUGAUACCUUUGUCUUGGAAACGACGAAAUCGCUUCCAAAAAAAUACAAAAAGAUGUCAGAAAAGCAGCAAAAGGAGUUUAUUAGAGAGAGGAUUCUGGGGAAAAGCAACGAAGAACUCGUUAAGGUAUUUUUUUUUCAAUGAUCCACGUACAGAGUCACGUAUUUUUCUGAUUAGGAAUUUACUGAAUCGGGCCGGAAGAAUGAGUUCACCUGACAUUACCUCUGAAUAAAGGGGUAAGUUUCUAAAGAAACUGUGGUGCUGCGUCGGUGGGAGAGUAUAGCAGGUAAUUUAGUGUUAAGAACUGGGUUGAAAACGUAAAUUAGCCACCGUAAAGGGUAAAAAAGCUGACGUUUCGAGCGUUAGCCCUUCGUCAGAGCGAUUAGAGGAAUUGUGGGUUGUGUGUGGAUUUAUAUGUAGGAAGUGGAGCUACGCCAUUGGUGGGAAUGUGGUGACGAGAAAACAGGAAUAAAUUAGUUGAAUGAAAAGCGCUCGUUGAUUCCGUGGGGAUUAAGGGUGCCGAUUUGGAAUAUAAAUUUUUGUUCUAGUGUUUUACGGCUUUCCGAACUGCCUAGAUGUAAGGAAAGGCCGCAAACUGCCAUAUGCUGUUUAGAAUGAUAAGGAAGAUUAAAGUGUCUAGCGACUGGUUUGGAUGCGUCCUUGUCAUUUCUUUCCACAUCGCGAAGGUGUUCUCGGAAUCGGUCACCCAGUCGUCUCCCUGUUUCGCCGAUGUAUAACUUAUUGCAAUAAGUGCAAGUUAUGCAGUAAAUAACAUUGGCGGAGGUACACGUAAAGUGAUCAAUGAUCUUAAUGGAUCUUUUGGGUCCCGAUAUUUUCUCUACGUUGUGAAUGAAAGGACAAGUUUUGCAUCGUGAGCGAGCGCAUUUAAAAGUUCCAGAUUGGUCAUAGGUUUGAAAUGAACUCCUGAUUAAAAAGUUGCCUAUGUUUUUGUCGCGUUUGAAUGAAAUAAGUGGGGGUUGCGAAAAGAUAGUGCCAGUCUCUGAAUCGUUUUGGACUAAUUUAAAAUUUAUAAGAAUGAUAGAUUUAACUGCGUGGUUGUGAGGGUGAAAUGUAAGAGUAAAUGGAAUGCGGUCAGUGUUCUCCUUCUCGGCCGUUUGUAGUGCUGCCUGUCGAUCGAUUAGUUGGGCACGGUGGUAGCCCGCUUGAACGACAGAAACAGGAUAGCCGCGUUUAUCGAAAAACUGGCACAUUGCCUCUGAUUUUUCGGAAAAAUCAGAGUCGUCACUACAUAAACGACGAAGUCUGAGAAACUGUGAAAAAGGUAUUUACUAGGUUUUGUAGUCACAUCCAUUUCAUCGGCCGUUGCCUUCAUUCCAAAGUUAUUCCUAAGGGUUUUCGCUCCAAUUUUCACACAUCUUCUUUUUCUCAUUCGAAUCAAUAUCGUCACCAAAUUCAGUGCGCCCAAAAUUCUUUUUCACGUAAUAUUAUGAGAAUCACAAUCAGAGCUAUGUGCCAAAAACGUAACAAACUCACCGAACAAAUUCUACAUUGCCGCUCUGAACUUUCCAAAAUCUGUCCAGCUGUUUUAGUACAAUCCAUUCGUGCCAAAAUUCAGGAUGCCAAUUCCAAACUUUUUAAACAGUUGCACCAAAUUAAGGCCCAAAAACUCGACCAACUUAUCGGCCCUCAAGUUACUAACGACUCAUCACCUGAAAACCUCAAAACUGUAGUUACCAUUCCAGAAAAUUUACUACUUUCCGAUUCAGAAAAAUCAGUUCUCAGCAAGGGCUUAAAUUUUGUUCCCAUAUCACAAAAAACCGACGAAUUUUCAAUUAAGCAAGACGUUGAAAAAUUCCUUCGCCGCGUUCAGUUGAAAGCCUUUUUUCAUGACAAAGAGGAUGAUUCUAACACCUCGAACAAAGUUACUUUCGAAACACUCCAGAUUCGAAAGUCUAAAUGGACUCCCCCAGAGGGCCAGUUCUCAUCUUUAGAUUUUUUCCUCAAAAAAUGUCGCCACGAUAUCAACAAACUUAAAUUCAAUCGUAACACCAAAUUUUCCAAUCUUUCUUCGGAAGAGUGGUCGGCACUAAAAAGUCUAAAAAAACGCAAAGACAUUGUCAUUAAGGCGGCCGACAAAGGCGGCGCAGUUGUUGUUUGGCGGGCCGACCUCUAUCAAAAAGAAGCUUUGCGGCAACUUUCGGACACCUCCUUUUAUGCCAAAGUCGACAAAGACCUCACUGUAAUUAACCAAAACAUUGUCAAAAAUACGAUUAACGAUCUUAUAGCUAAACAAGAAUUGCCGGCCACUGCUAAAAAUCUCAUCAUUACUACUCCUAGAACUUCAUGUAUUUACUUUUUACCUAAAAUCCACAAACCUAACAACCCAGGUCGACCCAUCGUUUCUGCCUGCAGUUGUCCCACUGAACUUAUUUCCAGCUAUUUAGACAAAAUUAUGGCACCUAUCGUCAAAACUCUACCGUCUUACAUUAAGGACAGCCAACACGCACUUGAAAUUUUUCGUGACUUUAGUUUCCUCGACCAAAACAAACUUAUUUUCACCAUGGAUAUAACAUCUCUUUACACUGUCAUUCCCAAUGACGAAGGUCUCCGGGCCCUCAAACAUUUUUUUGAUCUACGCACUAUUAAGGAACCUAGCUCUGAAACACUGCUCCGUUUGGCCGAACUAGUACUCACACUCAAUUGUUUUUCAUUCGGUGGUAACUACUACAAACAAACUAAUGGCGUGGCCAUGGGUACUAAAAUGGGACCCAGCUACGCCAAUCUUUUUGUAGGUUUUAUCGAACACCAAUUUUUUAGCCAAUACCACGGCCCAAAACCUCAACUCUACGGCCGCUACAUUGACGAUUGCAUCGGCGCUACCUCCUCUACCAAGGAGGAGCUCACUCAAUUUAUAACCGCCGUCAAUUCCUUUCAUCCGGCCCUUAAAUAUACCUGGCAAAUUUCCGACACUUCUUUGGCUUUUCUAGACAUCAAAAUUUCUAUUGAAGGCAACGGCUUAUGCACUAGUGUUUACUACAAACCUAAAGAUUCACAUAGUUACUUGUUGUAUUCAUCCUCACAUCCAUCACACGUCAAGAACUCCAUACCUUUUUCACAGUUUCUCAGACUUCGUCGUUUAUGUAGUGACGACUCUGAUUUUUCCGAAAAAUCAGAGGCAAUGUGCCAGUUUUUCGAUAAACGCGGCUAUCCUGUUUCUGUCGUUCAAGCGGGCUACCACCGUGCCCAACUAAUCGAUCGACAGGCAGCACUACAAACGGCCGAGAAGGAGAACACUGACCGCAUUCCAUUUACUCUUACAUUUCACCCUCACAACCACGCAGUUAAAUCUAUCAUUCUUAAAAUUUUAAAUUAGUCCAAAACGAUUCAGAGACUGGCACUAUCUUUUCGCAACCCCCACUUAUUUCAUUCAAACGCGACAAAAACAUAGGCAACUUUUUAAUCAGGAGUUCAUUUCAAACCUAUGACCAAUCUGGAACUUUUAAAUGCGCUCGCUCACGAUGCAAAACUUGUCCUUUCAUUCACAACGUAGAGAAAAUAUCGGGACCCAAAAGAUCCAUUAAGAUCAUUGAUCACUUUACGUGUACCUCCGCCAAUGUUAUUUACUGCAUAACUUGCACUUAUUGCAAUAAGUUAUACAUCGGCGAAACAGGGAGACGACUGGGUGACCGAUUCCGAGAACACCUUCGCGAUGUGGAAAGAAAUGACAAGGACGCAUCCAAACCAGUCGCUAGACACUUUAAUCUUCCUUAUCAUUCUAAACAGCAUAUGGCAGUUUGCGGCCUUUCCUUACAUCUAGGCAGUUCGGAAAGCCGUAAAACACUAGAACAAAAAUUUAUAUUCCAAAUCGGCACCCUUAAUCCCCACGGAAUCAACGAGCGCUUUUCAUUCAACUAAUUUAUUCCUGUUUUCUCGUCACCACAUUCCCACCAAUGGCGUAGCUCCACUUCCUACAUAUAAAUCCACACACAACCCACAAUUCCUCUAAUCGCUCUGACGAAGGGCUAACGCUCGAAACGUCAGCUUUUUUACCCUUUACGGUGGCUAAUUUACGUUUUCAACCCAGUUCUUAACACUAAAUUACCUGACAUUACCUCUGUCAUGUCGGAAGAGAAUAUCAGUCAAGUGAGGGUUUUAACUUUUUUUGAAUGAAAAUUAUUCAGGAGGCGUGGAGUACUUUGUGAAUUUCAAUUAAUUGCUCAAAGAUUGUCUGUAUCGUAUCUUGAUAUCUAACAAGAAAACAAUUCUGGCUAUAAAAUAACCUGCUGCCUCUUUAACUUACAGGAUGAAGAAGCUAUGGAGUAUCUCCUGGAGGUUGGUCCUGACACCAUGAUACCGUGUUUUUCUGUCAACUUGAAAGGAAACAGAAGUGUUGAAAAGUGCAAUGAGAUCAACUUGGCACUAUUCCAGGACCUGUGUCACACAUCUAGCGAGCAGACCGCGCGUCGAGUUCCAAUGAUUGUGACAGCAUCAAGUUUGGUUCCCCAUAAACACAGUGCUGCUGUUCCGAAUUUCAAGAAAAGAUUAGGGGUAGGAAUCAUGGGGCUAUAUAUGGGGGUUAAGAUACAUAAUGACAAAUGUCUUUAAGGGCCGAUGAUAAUCCAGGGUUAUUACCAUCGCUUUCUGUGUUUAGCGCAUACAACUGCAGCCGUGCGAUUCUCUGUUACAGCACUUGUCGAUGGAGUAGAGGAAUAUAAGAUAUCAAACGGAGCCAAUAACAACUCUGAGUAAAAAUCGAACUUAAUGAAGUGUGGAAGAACACGAUUAACCAAGACGCGAUAGGUUUAAUUGUGAUUGGUCCAGAGAAUGGCGCGAAUUUUCUUGACCAAUCGCGGCGUGAAGUCAGGACGAAUGCAACUUGGAUUUCAGGUUGCUUUUAAUCUUUUCUUCGUUCACUGCAAUAUAUCUUUAUCAUUUCUUUUGAAAUUUAGUUGGAGCACGACAAUGACACACCUGUCAAAUACAUCAUCACAACCUGCAUGGAUCCAUGGGCCACGUCCACAGAAUUCUUAGACGACAUGGGUGACAUUUUGAGGAAUGCAAUCCUUAACGCAAUUGGAACGGUGAGGAAGUAUCAUAUCUUGUUUCUUGGGUGGGAGCGGGAAUGGAAACGCUUUUUGUCAGUUAAGUUAGCUCUUGUCCUUAUCUUUAAUACCUCUUUUUCAGUGCACCGAUGCCAAAGUUCUCCACAACUUUGUCACCACAGGAGUUGUCAAUCAGGAGAACGAAGUGAUCGCAUCUUACAUCGGAGACUUCAACAAUGUUUCCAAGCAGUAUGACAACGCGGUGAAACUGAAGUUCCUCCACGACAAAGACGCCGAAAAGUAUAUUUCCAUGCAAGAAAAACUGCUUAAGGCCAGGAGUGAGCCUCAGCCAAUUGUGUUUAGAAGCAAAAGACAAAGGUUCCACGAAAUCUUCUUUGAAGAGUCCGAGUACGCUGGUGAAAAGGAAAAGUUUGAUUGCUUCGUUGGUAUGCCUUCUGAUCAUGACAAGAAUCCAUUCAUGUCUGUAAAGAUGAAGAUCAUUGAUGUUCCACGUUACGAGCACUUUGACAAGGGCGAUUACCCAGAUCACGCUAACUACUUCAUGUAUGGCGACAAGAAGAGUGUGUUCCUGUUUCACAUUCCGACCAAAAGUCCAGAUUUCUUUCAGGUAAAUGACUUUUUUGGUUUAGCUAACUAAAGAAAGUCUCAUAUACAGACGAUUUCUUCUCAGAGAUUAAAAUUUACAUGGUAACCGCUACAAGAAAGUGUUUUAUCAACAUUUCUGACAACCACCGUCAUCAACUUCACGUAAGAAAAGGAGCUCAGCUAAAUUUAAUUGAUUAGGGGGGGUAUGGUUUCAAAUUUCCCCACCUCAACGUGGAGUGGCUUUCGCGCGGGCUCAUAUAUUCACGCGGGGGAGACAAACCGGAAAAUUACAGAGUGUCUAACAUCGGAAAAGGUUUAGGAUUCUUGUUUUUUCACCACUUGAAUCACUACCUUACAGGGGAGAGGGGUAAGACGCUCACCCCUGGCCUCCCUGGUUACGACCCUGCACAAGAGUUUUUGUUUACUAAAUGAGUCCGCAUACAGCCAAAUGCCAUUUUCCUACUCCUUGAACAGCAUGUUAUUUAUUCCAUAUUUUUCUCUGCCAAGUGACGUUUUUCCAUUUAUGCCUCUGGUUUAAGAUGAUCCUCGUGAUAGUGCACUGUCUUGCCCCAGGACACAAUAUUUUAAAGAUAAUUCUCUCCGUUCAAUCUUAUAAGGUGGUUCAGCUUGAUGGCGUCCCUGAUAAUGUUGGCACAGAGAAGGUGGUGGACUUGUUGCUCAGAUAUGGAACCGAGGUGGAGAUUCCGAGCAUCUCUGGUUCACCAAAGAUCGAGAAUGGAGAGGUUCAAGACCCUUUAACCAAGAACAAGUUCGACAUCUCCUUCGUGGGAAUCGAUGGUGCAGAGGUCACGUCCAAAGUGAAAAUAGCAAGGAAAAUCUGGUUUUCUGGAACUACCGUGUAA